This is a messenger RNA of Adineta ricciae, 2421 nucleotides long. The record is from the annotation of a GenBank genome assembly. NCBI's taxonomy places the organism in Eukaryota, Metazoa, Rotifera, Eurotatoria, Adinetida, Adinetidae.
AUGUCAGAGAGAAAGUCAAGUAAACGGCCAAGAUCGAUAGCAGAUUUAUCGUCACAAUCGCCACAGGAAGUACGAUCUGGUCUCUUCAAUUGUUAUGAAUUUCUCGCUCCGAAUGAAUAUUCCGAGAGAACAUUUGGUGUACUUGCAUGGCUCGUACGAAAUUCGGUUGGCGAAAUCAAUUUUUCGUCGAUCAUAGACGAAGUCGAAAGACGCGGUCAGCGCGAAAACGUGUGUGCUUACUCGCAAGUAUUGGAACGGGAACUAGGACGAGAAUAUCGAGAAUGCAAGGAGAUCUCACUUGAGAAAUGCUUGAUGAUGAAUCGAUGGAUUUCGCAGAUCAACCAAGAUCCUGCAGCAUUUCUUGCAACUGUCAACCAAAUUAAAGAAGACAUGACAGAUAAAAUGAGUGACAAAGCAAAUGAUCAAACGAUUCGUUAUCCAGACGAUUUCCGACAACGAGAAUCAGAUUUUGCUCGUCGUAAACACGCUCAAGAUUUCCGACGUCUGUUCUACCUUAGUCACUCAGAGGCUCAAAGACCGCCAAGUUUAAUUCACUUACAAAAUCGAACGACAGAACAUUUGAAUUAUUUCAUCCAAGCAAGAGCACUAAACGGUUCGAAAUCUCAAGAUAUUGGCAUCAAAGAGUUGUUGAGUAUUAUUGACAAUUCAUUUAUGAUCACAGUACAUCCUUGCAAUGGAUCUAUUCCAAUAGUCAUCUAUAAGAAAACAGAACCUGAAUACAAUGCAAAAUUGACAAUGACAGUUGUUUCCUUGCUACAUGAUUUUAUGAAAAUGCACCCGAAUGUCCUCACAUUAAAAGAUAUCAAAAUCAGUUUACUGCCAACAGCGGAUACUUACAAAUUAAAAAAACCGAAAGAAAUAUCUUGGGAGAUCUGUGAACUGCAAGGACAUCCAAAAAAUCAUUCAACAAGAAUGUAUUACGCUAAGUUACCGUCUAUUUGCAUUGUUCAAACAAAUGAAGAUGAUACAUCCGUGCAAUUCGCGCAGAAGUUGCAUCAAAUUCAGCUCACCAUCGACGUCCAGAUCAAUUGCAAAGAGUACAAUUUCUACAAAACACAUUCAGUAACAUUGACUUCGUUGCCAUUUGCCAUUGCACAGCGCACGUCUCAAAUUCCACGCUUAUUAGCCGGUAUUCUGCUGUGCGAUAUACGAAGAUAUUGCAGAGACCAAUCAGCCAGCAUCGAAAAGAUCGUUUCCUACUUGUCAAGAUACUUUGCUCAUCGCACCGGUGUCUUAAUCACACAGCAUAGUUUGGAUUUUCUUCAAUCAGGAUUAAACGAAGCAAAAGACAAAAGGUCAAACUUUACUACAGAUGAAGAACGUUUUACGGAUUUUCUUGCAUCAUAUGUGCAUCAAGUGGAAUUCAUGGUCAGACAUCCUGUAUUAGCUAUGUUUUACAAUACGAAAGUAUUUCUUGGCAUUUGUGAUAGUGAACGAGUGAAAAGCGGUUUGGAAAAAUUAUCCAAGACGCACCCAUUGUUAGUUGCAUUUCGCUUGAAUUCAAUCAGGAUUGAUUACAACGCUAUUGGAGAAAAAAGCAUCGUCGGUAGGGUUAUCGAACCUCCAGGGUGUGCAUUUCGCGUGGAUAUUUUUAAUCAUAAGAAGAACUUGCCCGACCAUUUUACACUGGAUCCUACUAAAUUCAUAUCAGAACUCAACAGUCUUAUCUACACUACUACGAAAGAAAAAGCCAGCGAGACGUUUCUCCUCUCAAGUAUUGAUCGAACUCCUGUUGGUAUUCGAAUGAAUGAAUGUAGAAAAUAUUACGGUGAACAAUUGACUACGAUGUGUACAUCGAUCGAACCUUAUAAACCUCUUGAUAAUAUCAUUGAUGCUGUUGACAAAAUCAAUCGUGACAAUCCGAAUGAUGCGAUUACUUCGAUAGAUAAUGAAGAAUUAGUUGAUAAACUUAUUGAAUCCGUUGUUGGCAACGAGGAUUCGAUGCGCAAAUUGUUGUACAAAUUAAGUAUCUUGCCGUCAGCAUGGAACAUGACAAAUCAAGCACAAGCAUCGCAGAUGUCCUCUCAACAUUUAUCAGCUACGUCACAAUCUGUGCAUUGUAGUGAUACAACUCAGCCUCAAGUCGAUUAUUACAAUUUACAACCAGACGCACAACAUUUUUAUCACAAUCCUUCAUUGCAACCAACUCAAGAGUACAGAGGACACUCAUUGCUUUAUCCUCAUAUUUCACACCAACAGCAACAACCGCUCGUGGAAACGACUCGACCGGAGCCGGUACAAGUUCAUGUAAUGGACGGUCUUCCGUAUACUAGUGUAUUCUGUUCGAAAGAUGCUGUUGAUUUCCCAGCAAUCGAUGAAAUGGACCACUUGCCGGUACUCGACAUAGAAUCGAUACCGAAAAGUGAAUUUGACCAAUAUUUAUGCCCAGAGCCUGUUUGA